ACUCCCUGCUGAGGAACUGGCGGGGAGACAAAGAAAUGGAAAAGUGUAAAGAAGUCACCAUGUGAUGUGAGCAGAGAGGUUUUUGGCAGCGGGGCUGAAUUAAGACCAUAAUCCUUUUCAGAAAUCAGUCAAAAGCGGAACUAUUCACCGUAAACAUGAAAUUAAAAGCAUGAUGCAGUAGUGACUGAGAAAGAAUGUGAGUUCUUUUCCAGGGCCUGCAGAGAGACCUGUGGAUGAACUGUUUCUAGAUUCUGGUUCCAGCUUCCUUGUGAACCUCAUGUUCUCAGACUCCUGUGUUAGUUUCCUGUUGCUGCUGUGACAAAUGACCAUACACUUGAUGGCUUAAAACAAAACAGACUUAUCAUCUCCAGUUUGGGAGCAUUUGGGGGCUCCUGAUAACAACUGCACAAACUGAAGCCUGUGGAUAAAAGCCUGACUGGGUCCCUCACUCCCUGUCCAGAUGAUGGUCAGAAUGAACAAGAGGCACAUCAGCGUGGGUCAGCAAACGUGGGCCCUUCUCUGCAAGAAUUUCUUGAAAAAAUGGAGGAUGAAGAGAGAAACCCUGUUGGAAUGGCUUUUCUCACUUCUUCUAGCAUUAUUUGCAUACCUAUUAUCCUUCGAUAUGUAUCAAAAUAGUGACUUUCCUCAAAUGCCUGCCAUGGAUCUGGGACGCGUCGAUAAUUUUAAUGAUUCUAAUUAUAUGAUUGCCUUUGCACCCGAAUCCAAAACAACCCAGGCGAUAAUGAACAAAGUGGCGUCAGCCCCAUUCAUGAAAGGAAGAACAAUCGUGGGUAGGCCUGAUGAAAAAAGCAUGAAUGAAUUGCAUUUUAACUAUUCUGUAGAUGUAGUGAGAGUCAUCUUUAAUGAUAACUUCUCAUAUCAUUUGAAGUUUUCCUGGGGAAGUAGAAUCCCCGGCAUGAAGGAACACAGAGACCAUUCAGCUCAUUGUGAAAUGGAGAAUGAGAAAGUCACAUGUGAAGCUUCGGUGUUCUGGGAGAGGGGCUUUGUAGCUUUUCAAGCUGCCAUAAAUGCCGCUAUCAUAGAAAUCACAACAAACCAUUCAGUGAUGGAAGACCUCAUGUCAGUUACUGGUAUAAAUAUGAAGAUACUACCUUUUGUUGCCCAAGCAGGAGUUAAGACUGAUUUCUCCAUUUUCUUUUGCAUUUUGUCCUUUUCUGCAUUCAUAUACUAUAUGUCAGUCAAUGUUACACAAGAAAGACAAUACAUGAAGUCAUUGAUGAUAGUGAUGGGACUUCAAGAGUCAGCAUUCUGGCUCUCCUGGGGUUUGAUGUAUGGCGGCUUCAUCUUUACUAUGGCUACUCUGAUGGCUCUUAUUGUAAAACACACCCACAUUGUCGUCCUAACUGGCUCUGUGCUGGUCUUCACCCUCUUUCUCCUCUAUGGCCUGUCUUUGAUAACUUUAGCUUUCCUGAUGAGUGUGUUGGUCAAGAAACCUUUCCUUACUGGCUUGGUCGUCUUUCUCCUCACUGUCUUUUGGGGGAGUCUGGGAUUCACCGCCUUGUACAGACACCUUCCUGCCUUUCUGGAGUGGACCUUAUGUCUUCUCAGCCCUUUUGCGUUCACUGCUGGAAUGGCCCAGCUUCUACAUGUGGACCAUGACGUGAAUACUAACAUCCAUAUGGAUUCUUCAAACAACCCAAACCUAAUAAUAGCUACUCUUUUCAUGUUGGUGUUUGAUACGCUUCUCUAUUUGGUAUUGACACUGUAUUUUGACAAAAUUUUGCCCACUGAAUAUGGACAUCGGCGGACUCCCUGGUUUUUUCUGAAAUCCUCUUUUUGGUUUCAACAUCAAAGGACUGACCACGUGGCCCUUGAGAACGAAAUAGAUGUUGAUCCUUCAUCUAAUGACUCUUUUGAACCAGUGUCCCCAGAAUUCCAUGGAAAAGAAGCCAUCAGAAUAAAAAAUCUUAAAAAGGAAUAUAAAACAGGAAAGCAUGAAAAAGUAGAAGCUUUGAAAGGUCUGGUAUUUGACAUAUAUGAAGGCCAGAUUACUGCCCUCCUUGGUCACAGUGGAGCUGGGAAAACGACCCUGUUAAAUAUGCUCAGUGGACUGUCAGUCCCAACAUCAGGUUCGGUCACCAUCUAUAAUCACUCACUUUCGGAAAUGACUAACUUGGAAACUGUCAGCAAGCUUACCGGAGUUUGUCCACAAUCCAAUGUGCAGUUUGGCUUCCUCACUGUGAGAGAAAACCUCAGGCUGUUUGCUAAAAUAAAAGGGAUUCAGCCACAGGAAGUGGAGGAAGAGGUACAAAGAAUUUUACAGGACUUGGAGAUGGAUACUGUUCAAGACACCGUUGCUCAGAAUUUAAGCGGCGGACAGAAAAGGAAACUAACUUUCGGGAUUGCCAUUUUAGGAGAUCCUCAGAUCUUGCUACUGGAUGAACCAACUGCUGGAUCAGACCCUCUUUCAAGGCAUCGUGUGUGGAACCUUCUGAAAGAGAGGAAGUCAGACAGAGUGAUCCUCUUCAGUACCCAGUUCAUGGAUGAGGCUGACAUCCUGGCUGAUCGGAAGGUGUUUAUAUCCAAUGGGAAGCUGAAGUGUGCAGGCUCUUCCCUAUUCCUGAAGAAGAAAUGGGGCAUUGGCUACCACUUGAGUCUGCAUCUGAAUGAAAUGUGCGAGCCAGACAAUGUAACGUCGCUUGUUAAACAGCACAUCCCAGAUGCCAAAUUAACGGCACAAAGUGACGAAAAGCUUGUGUAUACUUUGCCUUUGGAAAGAACAAACAAAUUUCCAGACCUUUACAGGGAUCUUGAUAAAUGUUCUAAACAGGGCAUUGAGGAUUAUGGUGUUUCCAUGACAACUUUGAAUGAGGUGUUCUUGAAAUUAGAAGGCAAGUCAACUGUUGAUGACUCAGACAUUGGAAUUUGGGGACAAUUGCAAAGUGAUAGGACAAAAGACACAGAAGGCCUUGUUGAGCUGCAACAACUUUUGUCUUCCUUUAAUGAAACAAAGAAUGCAGCCAGUGGCCUGGCUCUCUGGAGGCAGCAGACCUGUGCAAUAGCGAAAGUUCGCUUUCUAAAGUUAAAGAAUGAAAAAAAAACUCUCAUGACCAUAUUAUUGCUUUUGGGUGUUAGCUUCUGCCCUCAGUUUUUGGAACAUGUAUUCUAUGAGCUGUAUAAGAAGAGUUUUUCUUGGGGGCUGUCUCCUAAUAUGUACUUCCUCUCACCGGGACAACUGCCUCACGCUCCUCUGACCCAUUUACUGCUCAUCAAUAAAACAGGGUCAAGCAUUGAAAACUUUAUACAUUCACUGAGAAAACAGAACAUAGCUUUGGAAGUAGAUGCCUUCGGAACUAGACACGGCCCAAACGAGCCGUCAUACAAUGGUGCUAUUACCGUGUCAGGGGAUGACAAGGAUCACAGAUUUUCAAUAGCAUGUAAUACCAGAAGGCUGAAUUGCUUUCCUGUCCUCAUGGAUGUCAUUAGCAAUGGGCUGCUUGGACUUUUUAAUUCUUCAGAGCGCAUUCAGACGGACAGAAGCACAUAUAUCGAAGAGCACUUGUCUGACGAGUAUGGGUACAUGAGUAAUGUCUUCUUCUGGAUCCCUGUGGCAGCUUGUUUUACUCCUUACAUUGCGAUGGGCAGCAUCAGUGACUAUAAAGUAGAGCCCUUAGCUGUACAAGGUUUGAAGUCUCUGUCUUCCAAAAGUCAGUUCACUUACCACAGCCCUGUUGUUAUUUACUUGUCUUUCCAGAAACCAGUCAUCAUCGCCAGCUGUCUACGGAAGGAAUAUGCACGGAAAAAGAAAAACUGCUUUGCCAAGAGGAAGAAAAAAGUGGCCAUAAGAAAUGUUUCUUUCUGUGUUAAAAAAGGCGAAGUGAUUGGUCUGUUAGGACACAAUGGAGCUGGUAAAAGCACAACGAUUAAGUUGAUAACAGGAGACACAAAACCAACCGCAGGUCAGGUGAUUUUGAAAGGCAGCAGCGGCGGGGCCCCCUUGGGGUUCCUGGGGUACUGUCCUCAGGAGAACGCGCUGUGGCCCAACCUGACGGUGAGGGAGCAUCUGGAGGUGUUCGCGGCGGUGAAAGGGCUGAGGAAAGCGGACGCCGCAAUCGCUAUCACACGGUUGGUGGAUGCGCUCAAGCUGCAGGACCAGCAGAAGCGUCCCGUGAAGGCCUUAUCGGAGGGAAUAAAGAGAAAGCUGUGCUUCGCGCUGAGCAUCCUGGGAAACCCGUCGGUGGUCCUGCUGGACGAGCCGUCCACCGGGAUGGACCCCGAGGGGCAGCUGCAGAUGUGGCAGGCGAUCCGAGCCACCUUUAGAAACACGGAGAGGGGCGCCCUCCUGACCACCCAUUACAUGGCAGAGGCUGAGGCUGUGUGCGACCGCGUGGCCAUCAUGGCAUCCGGAAGGCUGAGGUGUAUCGGUUCCAUCCAGCACCUGAAGAGCAAAUUUGGCAAGGAUUACCUGCUGGAGAUGAAGGUGAAGACCCCCACCCAAGUGGAGCCCCUCCACGCUGAAAUCCUGAGGCUUUUCCCCCAGGCUGCACGGCAGGACAGGUACUCCUCCCUGAUGGUCUAUAAGUUGCCUGUGGAGGAUGUGCGACCUUUAUCGCAGGCUUUCUUCAGAUUAGAGCUAGGUAAGAGCCACUGUUUAGAGAUAAGACUCUGGGAAACAGCUACAUUCAGAUCGUGCCUAAAACCAAUAACAUAAUGAACAGGAAAUUGUGGUAUUAUGCCACAAAUCAGUUAUUGAGACUUAAUCCAGCGGUUCUCAACCAGGGGCGAUUUGGCAAUAUCUGGGAUAUUUUGGGCUGCCACGACUGGGGGUGGAGUUCAGGGGUGCAACUGGUAUCUAAUAGGUCAAAGUCAAAAAUGAUGUAAAACGCCCUGCAAGGCAGAGGUCAGCCCCCUCCCGCAACAAAGAAUGAUUGGCCCCAAAUGUCGUUAGUGCCAAAGUUAAGAAACCCUGUCCUAAUCGAAUGAGGCUCUAGAGGGAACAGGUCAUGGCACUUGGGACUAGAGAGUGCCCACCAAUUCAUACAAACAGAAUGACGCACAUUGGAUUUGAUCUCUGUACUCUUUGAUAGCAUUAGAUACUGAUAAGGGGUUCCUCUCUGCAUAACUCUUUUCUAGGCCUGUACUUUUUUUUGCCUGUUAUCUGUCUUUAGAAGCCCCAGGCAAUCCUAGUUCUUAAAGAGAUGCCUCCCCUUGAGACAAGCUUACGACUGCCCCAGAUAGGUCUUUGCACUUUCUGAUUCUGCUGGUCACCUUCACUGCUGGUCCAUUUUCCACACUGACCAUUUUAGCCUUUCGACCAACUUUGCAUGAUUCCCAUGGGAAGGAUUCCCACACGGGUUCAGAUCAACAGGAAGGGUUUUAUAAUUAAUUAGAAGCAGGGAGGGAGCUAUUCCAGAAAGGCUGGCUUCCUGCAAUACAAUGGAGCCUUUUCUUAAGAGCCUUCUUAUGUCUCUGCUUUCAAGAAUGCCCCCUCCCUCCUUGAAUUCCUUCUGAUGUGCUUAAUUUGCUGAAACUGAAGUUCUUAUUUGGGGGGGUGGGGGAACAACUUUUUAUCAGUUUCCUACCCUAUUCUGUGAAGAUUACACAAAGUACAAAAUAUUGAAACGUAAACUAGCCUUUUUUUUUGUACAAAUGUUAAGUUAGACACAGUUACAUUCUUAGCUGCAAGACAUUUAUUAAACUUAUGAGGUUGGCCGAGAAAAGGCAUGCCUCGUGAUAAUUCCUUGCAGCUACGGAGACUCAUUCUUCUAUACCAGCAGGUCACUUUUGGGUAACACGAACGCCAGCAAAUUUUGCUUCAGAUGUGAAGACUUGAAGCUAGGAAGGUGGGAUGGUCAGCAUUCUCUCUCUUCUGACCCUACUUCCUCUACUCAUAGGAUGGUGUUUUGCGCCUCUCCAGGGCGGAAUGUAUGGGAAGGGGAGAGGAGAUAAUACGGCAGGGAAGCUUGAUUUGAUCAUUAGAGCUCUGCUGUGGCACCAGGGCCUCCUGCGUAGAGGCAAACAAUCACUGGUCUUUUCUCUCAUGGGGUGCUGUGGAGGGUUCCUUGAAGACUCCCUCUCCCCACGCAUCUGUAGCCUCUGACCACAGUUUGCCGGGCUGGGUGAUGCCCCCUCCUGUUGGUCUCCUGUGACACCUUGCUGUCCCCGGCCCCUUCUUGGAAUCUCUUUACCCUUCUAGGAGGUCCUCUAGGGGUACCUCCCACUGGGCAGCCCAUGAGAAACAGGUAUAUUCUUUGCUGCUCCAAACCCUGAAAAUACAGGACUGUCAGCCAUCCACACCAUUUUUUCUUUACACAGUUCCAGACAUGAGUC
This is a messenger RNA of Hipposideros armiger (great roundleaf bat), 6291 nucleotides long. RefSeq names its product ATP binding cassette subfamily A member 9 (gene ABCA9). Gene Ontology annotation, biological process: lipid transport; transmembrane transport. Gene Ontology annotation, cellular component: membrane; intracellular membrane-bounded organelle. The record is from RefSeq and is a predicted model, not a curated record. Bases 461 to 4672 code for a protein of 1403 amino acids. The transcript has 34 exons. Lineage: Eukaryota; Metazoa; Chordata; Mammalia; Chiroptera; Hipposideridae. Gene Ontology annotation, molecular function: ATP hydrolysis activity; ATP binding; ABC-type transporter activity.